Molecule: messenger RNA, 2933 nt
Organism: Phialemonium atrogriseum
Lineage: Eukaryota; Fungi; Ascomycota; Sordariomycetes; Cephalothecales; Cephalothecaceae
Exons: 1
Coding region: 271-2685 (804 amino acids)
Biological process (GO): carbohydrate metabolic process
Source: RefSeq, a predicted model, not a curated record
CCCAAUACUUAUCCUUCAUCGUCACCACUGACUAAGCAGUUAUUACAGCGUAGUAGAUCACAAGAAGCGGGCCCUUGCAUUGUCCCCUGUGUCUGCACGUCGUGAGAGUGACCGGGUGGUCAUGGCGAGUUGGUGAGAGGGGGGAGAAGACGAGAAGAGAGCAUAAGAGGGUUGAUCCCAGAGUCUGAGCACAGUCUGGCUCCAAGACGGACAGGCAUGCUUCUUUUCCCUCGUGUGUGGAUCCACUCCGGACCUUAGAAAGUGCGAGCCAUGUUCGUAGGAAAACUCCAUAACUUCGCCCUCCUUUUAGGAACCGUCGCCGCGCGAGACCCCUUUACCAAUGCCACAGGUGGCCACGGAGGCAGUGCGCCCACUUACUCUCCUGCACGGCCCCCUGCGGUGCCUCUGGCAGUCAGGAGCCCGUACACCAGCGCCUGGUCCACCACGGCCAACAAUUCGGCCUUGAAUCGUGCCAGUGUGAGGUUCUGGAACGGUGAUCCUCUCGGGUGGGAGGGGAUCGUGACUGUCGAUGGCGUGUUUUAUGAAUAUCUCGGUGCGGGAUCCCAGGCCACUCCGGGCCUAGCUAAUAUAUCCCAAGCAACGCCGGAGAGCGUCAGUUAUGACUCCCACUACUCAAACUUCACCUUCACCGCCGGCCCAGUCCGGAUCACGGCGAGUUUCUUCUCGCCCGUCACACCCAAUGAUCUCUGCCGAGCCUCGAUUCCACUCAGCUAUCUGACGACGACGGUAGAGUCCACCGACAGUCAACCUCACGAUGUGCAAUUCUACUCGGACGUAGACCUUGCAUGGGUCUCGCGGGAUAGGAACAAGGCUGCCGUAUGGGAACUGCACGGAGCACCGAUGACAGGCAGAUCUGGAACUGGCAAUAAUACUAUCACCGAUUCCGCCACAGAGCUGUAUAGCUGGAUAGCCGGUCAGGAGGCACCCGAGGUGUUCGGCGAGGAUCACGACUUUCCCCAAUGGGGCAACUUCAGCUACUCGACCAGCGAGGUCGGGAUACGGAGCAUCAGCGCCCACACCGGGUCUACCGCCGAUGUGCGGUCUCACUAUCUCAAGAAUGGCCGGCUCGGAAAUUUCACGGGGCCAAACCACCGCGGGUGGGCCAGCGGCGAGGCUGUCUUCGCGUACAGCCACGACGUUGGGACCGUGUUGCAAGCUUCAGUCAGGUACACCAUCGGCUCCAUCCAGACACCCGUCAUCAAAUACCGUACGAGCGCGGGAAUAUCGGCCCUCCGGCCUUGGUGGGAGAAGUGCUACGGCGACGUAUACUCCAUGAUAAAAUUCCACUGGCAUGACUUCGAUGCGGUCCACGCACUCGCGAAUGAAUUCGAGUCUCAACUGAGGACCGACAUCGACACAUACUAUCAGCAGGAUCCCACCACGGCCCGUAACACCGAACGGCCCCGAAGCUGUUCCCACGACGAUGAUGCCGACAUCCAGCCGUACAUUUUUGAUCCGAGCUCGGCGUACGGGUUCCUCAACCCCGCCAACUUCAGCGGCAUUGCCAUCCCGGGCGUCUUCGAGUCACAGUCCUACUACUCCAUCGUGGCCCUGUCGGCGCGCCAGGCCAUGGGCGCCUUCGCAUACGCCGCGGGGCCGACAACACAGGCAGACAGCACCGACGACGACGACAACAACCCGCUGGUAUUCCAGAAGGAGCUCUCGAGCAGCGGCAACGUCAACACAGUGGACGUGCUCUUCCCCGGCCUGCCGUUCCUCCUGUGGGCGAACCCGGAGCUGCUUCGGCUGUCGCUGGAGCCGCUGCUGGCGUUCCAGGAGGCCGGGCUGUACCCCAACGGGUACGCGGCGCACGACCUGGGGGCGCGCUGGCCCGAGGCGGUGGGCCACGCGCUCGGCGACGACGAGGCCAUGCCGGUCGAGGAGUCGGCCAACAUGAUCCUCAUGUGCUACGCGUACUACCGGUUCGCGUCUCAGGCGCCUGGCUGGCUGGACGGGCACUACGCGCUGCUGCGGCGGUGGGCCGAGUACCUGGUCGAGUUCGCGCUCGUGCCGGCCGCGCAGCUGAGCACCGACGACUUCGCGGGCACGUUGGCCAACCAGACGAACCUGGCCGUCAAGGGCAUCGUCGGCUUGCAGGCCAUGAGCGCCGUGGCGGCUGCGACGGGGAGGGCUGCCGAUGCUCAGUGGUUCGGCCGCACGGCGAGGGAGUACUAUGCCCGGUGGGAGGCCUUGGCCAUAGACCCGUCGGGGAGGCACACGCUGCUGUCGUACCAGUGGCGGAGCAGCUGGGGCUUGUUGUACAACGUCUACAUGGACAGGCUGCUGGGCCUCGGCAUCGUCGGCGAGCCCGUGUACGAGAUGCAGUGCGAGUGGUACACGCAGGUCUCGCAGGUCUUCGGGGUGCCCCUGGACAGCCGGCACCACUACACCAAGAGCGACUGGAUGAUGUGGGCGGCGGCGACGUGCCCGCCGGGGAUGAGGAGCAUGUUUGUCAACGCCAUCGCCUACUGGCUGAACUUGACCACGACCGAGGACCCCUUUACGGACCUAUUCGAGACACUUGGCACGGGCUAUUACCCGACGUCGCCCGACAGUAUCCGCUUCAAGGCGAGGCCCGUGGCUGGAGGGCACUUUUCUUUGCUUGCCCUGCUCCGGGGCGGACUGAAGAGGGAUGAUACGACCGAAGGAGACAUUCCGGAAUGAUGUUUAGGAGCAGGUAGCUUACAAUAAUACUACCGCGGAUGUUUGGGGCAGUCUCGACACUUCAUUGCCCGGCAUGCCAUUCUCAAGAAGUAUAUCCCUCUCCCAGCAACUUGCAGCCGGUGAUAAGCAAUGGACGAAGAAGAAUGCACAUGUCUUAGACACGAUCGGGCCUAAGGAGGUCAGACUGGCUCAGUUGAGACUCGGCACCAGAUCAGAUGACGUGUAAACCGAGGCGACGAUCUAGGGCA